This is a messenger RNA of Podospora bellae-mahoneyi, 3706 nucleotides long. RefSeq lists its product as uncharacterized. Gene Ontology annotation, cellular component: Swr1 complex. Gene Ontology annotation, molecular function: nucleosome binding. Gene Ontology annotation, biological process: chromatin remodeling. The transcript has 2 exons. The record is from RefSeq and is a predicted model, not a curated record. Bases 1 to 993 code for a protein of 330 amino acids. Lineage: Eukaryota; Fungi; Ascomycota; Sordariomycetes; Sordariales; Podosporaceae.
AUGAACAACUUUGGCGUCAUAGAAGUAGCCUCGACAGCAACAAAAACCACCCCCGGUUGGGCCUACGUCCCCGACACCGGCCCCUCCCUGUCAGCCACCGCCCUCCAGCCAAAGAACCGCAAACGAGCCGCGCGGAAUACCCAGCCUGGGCUGAGCUUGUCCGACUUGACAGCUCGACAAGAAAACAAGUUGAGGAAAGAUCUCGAGGCGCUGAAUCGAGACAAUCAGAGGGAUGUGAGCAUUCCUGUUCCGAGUAGCAGUAGAUCGUCACAGAAACACACCCCCACCGUCCGAAAAAUCCUCCAGUCUCAAAAGACGUUUGCGAACCAUCUCGAUGAUUACCAGGCUCUGCUCGCGCUGGCGGAGAGUAACCCCGCCGCGGUGGUGAACAAUCCGUUGCUUUUCCUCAAUAAACCAGUGGUGGCGACUCCGCAGGCGAAGAGUGCGAGUCCUGCUCCGGUGAGGGAAAAGGGUGGGAGUAAAAGGGGGCAGGCGGCUGCUAAACGGGCGGCGGUGAAGGCGGCGGCGGCGGCGGCGGCGGAGGAGGAGGAGGAGGAGGAGGAGGAGAGGAAAAGGGCCAGACAACUCGCGGCGGAAGGGGAAGAUGUGGAAAUGAUUGAUUCUCCUGCUGCUCCUCCGGACGAGGUAGAGAAGCUGGUUGAGACGUAUCCGGCGGAUGGGACGAUUCUGCCGGCUUAUAGGAAAAGGCCGCCGGCGGCGCAUCCGGGGGAUGACGAUCCUUUGCUUGUGUCGGUUGUUCCGAGUUUUCCGACGGAUGAGGAGCUGAGGAGCUUGAUGACGGCACCGCCGUUGAGUUACAUGGACUCGAGGGCUUCUUUUGGGGAGGAGGGGGAGAGGUACCCGAUCAGGGUGUUUUGCGAGAUGUGCGGGUAUUGGGGUAGGGUCAAGUGUAUGAAGUGUGGGGUGAGGGUUUGUGGGCUGGAUUGUUUGGAGGGGCAUAAAGAGGAGUGUGUUACUAGGUAUGGGCUUUGAGGAUAUGGAAGAGGGGUGUUUGGGAUUAUAUAUGGUUGGAAACAAUGAUACCCUGGAGUUUUUGGUUGUGGAAGGGAUCUGGUCUGGUUCAAGUGUGGUUUGGAAAUACCCAAAUUCAAUGACCAAAUCAACGACAAGUUGAUCCAAGUCUGCUUAUUCAUUUCAUGCAACAUGAACAAGAGUCAAGCAUGUCUGGGGGAUGUGGUAUCAACAAGCCUAGCUGGGUCAGGUUUAACUUGCACAGCAUCAACAAAGAUCCCAAGCCGGAGCUAAACCACUUGGUACAAACAAUUCACAUCACGAACCCCAACCCAAUCAACGCCUCCUCGCAGCACCACCCCCGUGCCCACCACCAUCGGCCCUAUCAGCAAGCGAAACCACCUCCCCAAUCCCGGCAGCCUCCUGCUCGUCCUCCAUAGCCGUGAUCUCCUCCCUGCAAUCCCACCACUUCUCCUCGCUCAGCUCGAAAGCCUUGGACUUGAUCUCUUUGAUGCUCAGCGUCUCAGGCUGGAUGUUCUUCCACCUCAGAUUGGUCAUCAAAAUCUCCUGCCACUCGUUCGACGUCCUCUGGAAAAAGUCCCUGCGGCUCUCAAACGGUCUCGGAUGAGGCAAGCCGUCAUCCACCACUUCAUCUUGCUCCUCAGCGGCAGCGGCAGCAGUCUCCGCCUCCCCGUGUUCUCGUUCCGAAGGAGUAGAUUCCGCGUCAGCGGCCGAAGAAGCGGGAGCUUUCCUCCCGCGUUUGGAAGGGGUGAAGGGCUUGCUGUUGUUCUUUUCAAUACCGCCCUCCAUUUCUUCAUCUUCACCUUCAUCUUCUUCCUCUUCCGAGUCGGAGUGAUCUUCCUCGUCGUCAUCCUCGUCAUCAUCAUCUUCAUCCUCGGAUUCCUGUGGUUCACAGUCUCAGUCGAUACGUUCCGCAGUUUGCGACGCUCGAAACUUACAAUCCAGUCUGGCAAAGGCCUAUUGAAAAUCUCCUUGCACCCAUCCAACUUCCCAAGGUCAAUCGCGUACAUGUCAUCAAAAAUGACAUCCCUGCCCCCCUUGUCCAUAAUCCCGCCGUAAAUAUACAACACAUCAUCCUGCACCGCAAGCUGAGCGUUAAACCUCGCAUGAGGCAGCUCAUUGCUGACAGGAAACUCCUUCCUGGCCGGCGGUUCGUCAGGUUCCUGUUCACCAGGCAGGUCAAUAUCCAUCACAUCAUCAUCAUCACCACCACCACCACCAGCAGUAAGCUUCGCCAAAGACCUCAGCAAUUCCUCCUCAUUAGCCUGCCGAUUCCCCCUUCUCCCUCCACGCUCACCACCACCACCACCCCCCUUUUUCCCAGCAUUAUUAGUCCUCGGUUUCCUCAGUCCAAGAGGAAAGAACCUGUUCCGCUCAAUAUUCCACGCGAAAAGCUGGUUGAAAAAAUCAGAGUCGACAUCCUCCUCCGUCUCCUCAUGAUCAUGCACACCCCCAAACAUGAUCCCUCUCCCCUUGUGGAACGCCAUCGCGGCGCCGGUACGGGGUGGGUUGGGCGCGUUGGCCGGUUUUUUUCUUCGCUCCCAUCUCACUGUUGGAAGGGUACCCUGUGGCGCGUCCGACGGCGGGGGAGUGACACGCAGAAAAAAACAAUCCGUGUGGAUCAUGCCCACCACUUUUGUCAUUUUGGCUCCAUGACCGCCGCCCUUUGACUUCUUGCCCGAUUGCUGCCCGCCUUUUCCCGCGCCGGGGUUGACCUUGACCCGGGAGAAACCGCCGUACAGGACGGCGCCCUGGUCGUGGGGCAAGAAAGUGAAGCUGGACCGGGGAUCGGGCUUGAGCUGGGCCGGGGGGAGGGAGGGGGUGUGCCAGACAAAGCUGGUGGUGUCAUAAAUCCAGACGUCACCGAGGUACUUGUGAUCGCCGGUUGUUUCUUGGAAUCCUCCAAAGAGGAUGAUGUACUGCUUGUAGUAGGUCAGGCGGUGACCCGACCUGGCCGGGGGGGAUUUCCCUUUCGUCUCGACGCGGGUCCACUCUUUGGUCGAGCAGUCGAGCUUCCAGAAGUCGGAGUAGUGGUAGAAGGUUCCUUGCUUGGGGGAGGAGAACUCGCCGCCGAAGAGGUAGAUGGACUUGGAGUCGUUGCCGCCGCGGCACCAGGCGUGGGAGGACCUGGGGAGGGGGGCGUUGGGGGAGGUGAUGGAGCGCCACUCGUCCUUGUCGAUGUAGUAGACAUAGAGCUUGUUGAAGAAGCUGGCGCGGGCGCCGUCGUAGAGCUCGCCGCCGAAGAGGAGCAGCUGGUUGGAGUUGACGGGGUUGGCGAGGAAGGAGGCGUAGCUGCUGACGGGGGGUGGGGCGUCGAGGACUGUCUCGGUGAUUCUGUGGUGCUGCUCUUGCUGCAGGCGCAUCUCCUCGAGGACGGCAUCGAGAUCGACGUCGUCGUCCGAGUCGACGUCGCCGUUGUUUUUGGACGCCUUGGACUUUGACUUUUUGUCCGCCUUUUUCUCUUGCUUUUGCUUCUUCUCGGCGAGCUUGGCCUGUUUGGACUCGGACUUGCCCUUUUUUCCCUUUGCCUUGGCCAUGGCGGACGAGACGUCGGGUGAGACGUGUGAGUGAGAUGUGUUUCUGAGGUGAGGGUGAGAAGAAGACUUUGUGAGGUGCGGAGAAGUAGCUAUGCGAUGUCGUUGAGAGGCGUCUCCACCUUUCAGAAACUGCAGGUGGUUGUCUGAAUCAGGUUGUUGUGAUGAUGGAACAAGAG